Messenger RNA from Blumeria graminis f. sp. triticale, 1011 nucleotides. The record is from the annotation of a GenBank genome assembly. NCBI's taxonomy places the organism in Eukaryota, Fungi, Ascomycota, Leotiomycetes, Helotiales, Erysiphaceae.
AUGGCAGACGCAGCUGCCAAAAUGAAGAUGAGUGCUACACCUCCAGGUCAAUUCGAUAUUGUCCAAACAUAUCAUCAACUUCUCAGAGAAGACCCCGAUAUUACCAUGCCAGUCGCUGCAAUAGAAGCACUUAUACAUCUCCUAUCCAUAACUCAAAUCACAACGAUCUAUGAAACGCUCGAUCUCAUUAAUACUCAGAGCGCCCAGCUUAAGUCUCAUGUAGCGAAUCCAAUCUCUCUUUCUGCUGGUACGGAUCUAUUUCAGCGGUAUUUACUUAAUUCGCUAAAGCCAGCUUCGGGAGGGAGCAACUUUGAGAAUGUAAGACAACAUUUACUCAGCAACGGUCGGCUGUUUGUCAACCGAGCCAAAGCAGCGCGUGAGCGGAUUGCACAAUGUGGUGCAGGAUUCAUUGCGGAUGGUAACGUAGUGCUCACACACGGAGGAAGUAGAGUGGUAGGCCAGCUUCUCAGCAAGGCAGCUGAGGUUAAUAAACUAGGUGGAAAUGUACGAUUUAAGGUCAUCUACUUGAUGAAUGAGCCUCACACAUCAGAAUCCCGAGCUAUGAUCUCCAACCUGAGAGUCAAAGGUGUACCAGUAGCAACUAUAAGCGAAGGUGCGGCAGGAUACGCGAUGGGAAUGGUAAGCUUGGUGAUGGUCGGUGCAGAGGGAGUUGUUGAGAACGGAGGCAUCAUCUCCCGAUUAGGUACCUAUCAGAUUGCUUUACUCGCAAAGGCGGCCGGAAAACCAUUCUAUGUCGCAGCGGAGAGUCAUAAAUUUGUGAGAUUAUAUCCACUGGGUCAAUACGAUCUUGGAAUCGAACAAAAUAUCAUCAAGUUCGAAACAGAGGAUAAUAUACCGCCAUGCACAAGUGAACCUUCAAAUAUAGAUAAUACGGUGGCGAGAUCUCUAGUGGACUUCACACCCCCUGAUCUUAUCUCGGCUUUAAUCGCAGAGACAGGUGUUCUAACACCUAGUGCUGUCAGUGAAGAGCUGAUCAACGUUUGGUGUUGA